Syzygium oleosum is the source of this 1474-nucleotide messenger RNA. RefSeq names its product ras-related protein RABA5a-like. Gene Ontology annotation, molecular function: GTP binding; GTPase activity. NCBI's taxonomy places the organism in Eukaryota, Viridiplantae, Streptophyta, Magnoliopsida, Myrtales, Myrtaceae. Gene Ontology annotation, cellular component: endosome. The coding region runs from base 469 to 1146 and encodes 225 amino acids. The transcript is spliced from 4 exons. The record is from RefSeq and is a predicted model, not a curated record.
UCAUCUUCAUCUUCUUCUCCUCCUCCUUCUCCUUCUCCAGACGCGAGUCCUACCCCCUAAUGUUGCAGAGAAAUCGAUCGGAAUUUCUCUCCAAGUGACCGGCUUCUCGAUUGCGGGCGGAUUCGCCCGCUGCUGCGUCUUCCGAUUCCGGCGCCGUCGAUCUCCGGGAAGAAUUCGAAUUCCGGCUGCCGAUUUGAUGAAAUGCUCGGAGGACGCAAUGUCGGGCGCCGAAAGCUGAAAUCCAUACUUGCCCUACCUACCGACCUUUCUUUUGGAAGCAGAGGGUGGAGAAGAACUUGCUAGAAAAAGGAAAUAUUUGAAUUUUCUCAAAGUUCUUUUUCACUGCUUCAAGUAAUCAAAGAUUCUUUGCUUUCAUGUUUUGUCCUUUAUCUGGUGAGAUUUGCCACCUUAAAAGUGUAUACUCCAUCAAUAUGGCACUCUAGAACCUAAGACUCUGGCAGUUGGAAGAUGGCUUUGAAUUCAGAGGACGAACAAGCUGAAGAUUAUUUAUUCAAGGUAGUUUUAAUUGGCGAUUCAGCAGUUGGGAAGUCAAAUUUGCUUGCAAGAUUUGCCAGAGAUGAGUUUUACCCUAAUUCCAAGUCCACAAUCGGGGUGGAAUUCCAAACGCAAAAAUUAAAUAUCGAUGGCAAGGAGAUCAAGGCGCAAAUCUGGGAUACAGCAGGUCAGGAACGGUUCAGGGCCGUCACCUCUGCAUACUACAGAGGCGCAGUUGGAGCUCUGCUUGUGUACGAUAUUAGUAGGCGCCAGACAUUUGAUAGCGUUGGUAGAUGGCUUAAUGAACUUCACACUCAUUCCGAUAUGAACGUGAUAACAGUUCUGGUUGGCAACAAGUCAGAUCUAAAGGACGCAAGGGAGGUGAGCGCCGCCGAAGGCAAGACAUUGGCGGAGGCACAGGGCUUGUUCUUCAUGGAGACAUCGGCCCUUGAUUCUUCGAACGUGGCUGCUGCAUUCCAAACCAUGGUCAAAGAAAUAUAUGGUGUACUGAAACGGAAAGUGGUGGCGUCCCAAGAGCUAAACAAGCAAGGCCCGGUGUGGUUGGGGAACGGGAAGACUGUCGUCUUAGACGGAGAGGGCAAGACCCAAGAAGAGGCGGCCCCUCGAAAAGCUGGCUGUUGUGGGACAUGAAUAAACCAUCGCAAUAACAUGAGGUUCUGAAGUCUUGAUCGCAGCACAAUUAUUCACAUCCUGUUGGUGCCUGUUCUCAAGGCUUUGUUUGCAAGUCGAGCUCCUGGUAUUCCUUCUCCUCCAGGUGCCAAAUUCUUGACAGCAACAAGUUUAAUCAAAUUACUCCCUUUUUGUCUGAAUUCUUUUGUUGAAAUUGCCCUUGGAAUAGAGAAUGUAUAUGGCAUGAUUCUCUUUCGAGAAUCCAUACAUCUUGAUGACCGAAAAUAAUGUCUGUAAACUCCCUCUCCACCUUCUCUCUUGCCAAUCUAUUCUGGUGUAUAUCUUUAAA